CUGUGGCUGAGUAGUUGAGUUUCAGGGGACAGGGUGACUGAGGCAGGAACAGAGUGAACUUGGUCCUGAGGGAAAGACAGCUGGGGCUCUGAGCCCAAAGUCACCUGGCCACUGGAGACUGAGGAGCUGUGCCUGUUUCUCCUGGGAGGCUCAUGCCCAGAUAUCUUUGGCAUUAAUGUAUACGAAAGAAUGCUUAAAUGUUACAGCUGGGUUCCCGGGCUUGCACUGUGCUUUUGGGCUGUGGGCUUUGCUGGGGGUGGUGACCCUGUUGCUGCUUUUGGCACUGGCUGAACACCUAGCCCGAUGGACCAGAGAAAAGAACAAGGCUUUCCAGGAACAGGAAAGCCCCAAGAGGCCUAUGGAAGAGGUACCACUUUAUGGAAACCUGACAUACCUGCAAACAGGGCGGCUACCACAGAAGCCAGGGCCCAUCCUGCAGGAGCAAUCAGCAGGAGACAUCCCUCGAGUUAGGGAGGAAGCUAUGUGCUAUGCCAGCCUGCAGCUGCAGCCCCCUCAAGGACGACCCCCAGGGCCCAGUGCCGGGCCACCCAUCAAGUACUCAGAGGUAGUGCUGAUGCUGGAGCCUGAGCAGUCUGCCCCCACACCCCGGCUCCCAGAGCCUGAACUCUACGCCUCUGUGGGCUCCCAGACCCGCCGAGCAGCCUUUCCUAAUGAGGACUAUGCCAACAGCCAGCCAGGAGAUGGAUGAGGGAAGACCCAGAUCAAAGUAUCAGAUGCAUCUUGGGGGGAGGGAAGACAGGAAAGAGGCCAUCAUCCACAGGAAGAAGACCUAUCUUGACUUUACCUUUUGGCCCACAGUUGCUUUAAUUUGAGUUAUGACCACAGGAGAUAACAGGGGAAUGGCUUCUUUGGAGUACCGGAAACUAACCUCCAAUAGAUAGAAGCCUAUGUGUCUAUACUAGAAAGCAGGGCAAGCUUCCAGACUGGACAUGAGACCAACUCCCCCCUCAAACUCCCCCUGCUUGGGUGGAUAUUGCUUUCAUAGCCCCUCCCUCUGAGGUUAACCAAUUCCGGCCCCAACUACACUUCUCUAGUUUCUUCAGAAAUACAGGAAGUGGGGGUGGUGUUCUGGGGGGGUGGGGGUGGGCAAGCACACGUAUCUGUGUGCAUCUGAGAAGACAUGAGUGCCUGGGAGCAUCUAUGCAAGAACAGGUAUGUAUACACAAGAGCACAAGAGAGCAAGCAUAGAUGUGAGAGCCAUGUGAGUCAGGAUGUUUGCCUGUAUGUGUGAGCAAGUGUCAUUCUGGCCAGGUACAAGCAAGA
Messenger RNA from Phascolarctos cinereus (koala), 1284 nucleotides. It is a transcript of the gene SIT1, whose product is annotated as signaling threshold regulating transmembrane adaptor 1. NCBI's taxonomy places the organism in Eukaryota, Metazoa, Chordata, Mammalia, Diprotodontia, Phascolarctidae. The record is from RefSeq and is a predicted model, not a curated record. Gene Ontology annotation, biological process: signal transduction; regulation of T cell activation; T cell homeostasis. Gene Ontology annotation, cellular component: plasma membrane. Gene Ontology annotation, molecular function: kinase binding.